CGACGGCGGUGGCGUCCCAAGAUGGCGUCGCUGCUACCAGAGACGCUGUUCGAAGCCGGCGGACAAGGCCCGGCGCCGAGUAAAGACUACUACCAGCUGCAGAUCACCCGGUCCCAGGUCAGCUUUAGAUGGUGGAGGAUCUCCCUGCGAAAUGACCAUCGUUUGAACAGGCCUGGAGUAACUAAAGAGUGUUAUGAAGACUUCCUAGAUGAUGUGAAUCUUCAUGUUCAAAUCGCCUUAGUCUUUGGUUCCAAAAUCCUGCAGUAUGUCAUCAAUCUGUGUAAAGGUAAAUACGAUUUCCUCGAGCGGCUCUCCGACCCUCUGCUCCUGCGGAUCAUUUCUUACCUGGAUCUUGAAGACAUUGCUAGGCUGUCUCAAACAUCUCACAGAUUUCAAAAGCCAGUGGAGGCACCGCCAUCCUUGGACCCAAACCACACAGUCUCCAAUGUGCUAAUAGGAAAAAUGGAAAUGGUACUAAAGAGAACAAAGAUCGGCAAGGCAACUGAAUUGGACAGAGGGUAUAUAGGGGAGGGCUGUCUACGCAGUUAUGAGGGCAUUGAAAGGAAGGGAAGAUAAUAAUCAAAGGUGUGGAGAAAAUCCCGGGCCUAUUAAACAUUAGCUGAAAAAAAGGUAACCAAAAGCCUCAAUAACUACUAACCACCAAAGGCCCACUCUUCCAUCAACACAAGAUUUUUAUGAGAGUCAUCUUUACAAGCAGA
Molecule: messenger RNA, 719 nt
Organism: Dromiciops gliroides (monito del monte)
Lineage: Eukaryota; Metazoa; Chordata; Mammalia; Microbiotheria; Microbiotheriidae
Gene: FBXO36
Product: F-box protein 36
Exons: 4
Coding region: 22-576 (184 amino acids)
Molecular function (GO): protein binding
Source: RefSeq, a predicted model, not a curated record